Cercocebus atys (sooty mangabey) is the source of this 6227-nucleotide messenger RNA. It is a transcript of the gene NFYA, whose product is annotated as nuclear transcription factor Y, alpha. Gene Ontology annotation, biological process: regulation of transcription by RNA polymerase II. NCBI's taxonomy places the organism in Eukaryota, Metazoa, Chordata, Mammalia, Primates, Cercopithecidae. Gene Ontology annotation, cellular component: CCAAT-binding factor complex. The record is from RefSeq and is a predicted model, not a curated record. The transcript is spliced from 10 exons. The coding region runs from base 205 to 1248 and encodes 347 amino acids. Gene Ontology annotation, molecular function: RNA polymerase II cis-regulatory region sequence-specific DNA binding; DNA-binding transcription factor activity, RNA polymerase II-specific.
CCCGAUUCCCCUUUGUUCGGGUUCGCCAUUUUGCUAGGCAGCGGCAGUGGCGGCGGCGGCGGCGGCUGGAGCCUCUGAUUGGGUUUCGGAGUCCGGUACUGGAGCCAAUCAGCGCGGGCAGCGAACCGGGGGAGCGAGGCACGGAGUGUACCUCACAGCCUUCUAGGAUCUCCAGAGCGGACAGGAAUCUCACUUGGAGGGACCAUGGAGCAGUAUACAGCAAACAGCAAUAGUUCGACAGAGCAGAUUGUUGUCCAGGCAGGACAGAUUCAGCAGCAGCAGCAGGGUGGUGUCACUGCUGUGCAGUUGCAGACUGAGGCCCAGGUGGCAUCCGCCUCAGGCCAGCAAGUCCAGACCCUCCAGGUAGUCCAAGGGCAGCCAUUAAUGGUGCAGGUCAGUGGAGGUCAGUUAAUCACAUCAACUGGCCAACCCAUCAUGGUCCAGGCUGUCCCUGGUGGGCAAGGUCAAACCAUCAUGCAAGUACCUGUUUCUGGAACACAGGGUUUGCAGCAGAUACAGUUGGUCCCACCUGGACAGAUCCAGAUCCAGGGUGGACAGGCUGUGCAGGUGCAGGGCCAGCAGGGCCAGACACAGCAGAUCAUCAUCCAGCAGCCCCAGACGGCCGUCACUGCUGGCCAGACUCAGACACAGCAGCAGAUCGCUGUCCAGGGACAGCAAGUGGCACAGACUGCUGAAGGGCAGACCAUUGUCUAUCAGCCAGUUAAUGCAGAUGGCACCAUUCUCCAGCAAGUUACAGUCCCUGUUUCAGGCAUGAUCACUAUCCCAGCAGCCAGUUUGGCAGGAGCACAGAUUGUUCAGACAGGAGCCAAUACCAACACAACCAGCAGUGGGCAAGGGACUGUCACUGUGACACUACCAGUGGCAGGCAAUGUGGUCAAUUCAGGAGGGAUGGUCAUGAUGGUUCCUGGGGCUGGCUCUGUGCCUGCUAUCCAAAGAAUCCCUCUACCUGGAGCAGAGAUGCUUGAAGAAGAGCCUCUCUACGUGAAUGCCAAACAAUACCACCGUAUUCUUAAGAGGAGGCAAGCCCGGGCUAAACUAGAGGCAGAAGGGAAAAUUCCAAAGGAAAGAAGGAAAUACCUGCAUGAGUCUCGGCACCGUCAUGCCAUGGCACGGAAGCGUGGUGAAGGUGGACGAUUUUUCUCUCCAAAGGAAAAGGAUAGUCCCCAUAUGCAGGAUCCAAACCAAGCCGAUGAAGAAGCAAUGACACAGAUCAUCCGAGUGUCCUAACCCCAGGCCAUAUGAUGGAGCUGAUCAAGGUCAUGUUUCUCACCAGUUUCUCACUGUUCCAGGAAAUUGAUCAACUCUUCCAAUGGGACAUUGACGAUCACAUUCUGCCCUUUUCUACAGGACGGAAACCACUUAGUUUUUCAUAAGUGGCUCAGUAUUACAAUUGCAGCAAUGCCUGGCAAAUUGAAGUUGCAAGCCUUUGUCUUACUCUUUCAGUCAGGACCUAUUUCAGACUGUUGAUCACACUGACAUUUCAUGGAUUCGGAUGAUGCAAGGAGACACAUGCCACCCCAGCAGUACACAAAGCACUUAUGUUGACUGGUGACGUGAGCCAGCCAUCUCAGCAGGGAAAAACAACCUUCUCAACCAAAACUGCAAUCAGGAAAGCAGCAGCCCACUCCUUCCCAUGGAAUCUAGACAGUAUUUAUCCCUCUGGUGGGGGAAUCUCACACUGACUAACUGAAUGGACGCUUUGUAUUCAGAGAUGGCUUCCAAGCAAGGAAGUUCUAUCUUGUGAUAUGGAAACAAUAAAUUUCUGAGAUACAUUCUUCUAAUCUGUGGUAAUAAUAAGAAUUCCUGUCUGCCUAGAUGGUAGGUUGGUAUUUCUGGACUCUAGCCAAGAAAAAGCUAACUCUGGGGAUAGAAUGAUAAAAGCCUCAAGCACUAAAAAUAUACAUUGCCGAAUCUCUUUUUCUAGCUUUGAAAAGUUGUGGCCUGCUUGUCCCUCUGUUGACUGGUCAUCUGGACCAUCGUACUUGCUGUGGCUACUUCUAAGACAAUGUAGAGGAUAUUGAACCUUGAAACUGCCUUUCCUAAGUAGAGAACAAGACUAUUCAACAACUUCUUUGCUGAAGCACUGAGGACAUUUGUAGUACUCCUAAAGGGAGAGCCAAACUAGAGAUUUUCAAUCAUAGACUUUGUGACAGCAUUUGGGGAGCUGAAAGGUUCAUGUGUUUCAUCCUAGGAGGAGAGAGUGGGGGAGAGAGAGAGAGAGAGAGAGAGAGAGUAUGUACACCCAUAUGUUAUCAUAGAGCACGAUUCUCCAGUGGAUGGAUACCUGGAAUGGAUCAUUAAGAUGAAGAGAGUAAUUCACACUGUAGAACCUUUAACAAGCACUGAAAGGAAGAAGCCUGAGAUUUGGUCCUUGGCAAUUUCUGGAAAGCACUGAUCAGUCACGCUGUCCUGAACAGAGUCCAAGUUACCCACUAAAGCUUGAGGUGGAUGUUGGCUUCACUCCCGCAGCACAAUGCUGGCCCUAGAAAGCGAGCAUUUUCAUUCUUCCCAUGGCAGCUGAUUCUUUGGUGCCAGUUUUCAUGUUUUCUCCAUAGGCCUUGUGCAGAAAGGUUUUCUCAUUGCAUCCGUACUGUGAGAAUAAACUGCAGACUAGAAAGAAACAUGCCUGCAGGGUCAGGAACUGGGCCACUGUUCCCAGAAUGGGUUGUGCCUCAGAAUUCUAUUUCUCUUUUAGAUGUUGAACCCUGAGAGAACUAAGAUGAUAUUUCAGAAGAGUUGGCUGCCUUCUCUGGAAACAAGGAAAACCCAAUAAUUCUGAGGAACAUUGGGGGUCAAAUACCAAGAAUAAAAAUUGGUUCUUUGACUUCAGCUUAACUGUAUUAAGACAGAAAUUAAGCCCUCUAAAAACACCACAAAGAGAGAUCAUUGUAAUGAUAGAAAUAGAGGUACAGAGCUAUGCAAAGGAAACAGGAAGUGAAAUAUUCCUAGUCCCAGGGAUCUGGUAAUUGUCCUGGCUUCCAGAUGUCAAAGGGCUGAUCCUUUGGUAAGCUCACUAGAAACUUCUGGCUCUCUACAAGAGUUUGGGAUAUUAAUGUUAUUCAGUAAGUCCCAAGUUUUUCAGAGGAUAGAUUACUAACAAUGAGGAAUUUAUAUUCCUUGGUUAAUUUAGGAGUCUAAGAUGCAGAGUUCAGAAAGAAAUUACUCAGACCUAACUCUGAGUGCUUAAGCCGCCAACAGUUAGAAGAUGCUAUUUAUUUGUGUCUGUAAGUUUGUACAUAGUAAUGCCAACCUUGUUGCUGAAUUUUUUAUUUGUGGGGGAUGAGUUUGAAUUUUGUUUGAAAUGCUUCAGUUGUCAUUUUGUCAUUGCAUUUCAAAUAGCUCAUGACCCUUUUCUUGUGGUCACUUUAGCACACCAUAGUAGCCCACAAAGUGGGGGCAGGGUAUUGACAUUUGGAUUUUUUCUUUGAUUCUAGUUCUUUUAUUGAUUUUUAUUUGUGACUGUAGUGAUGACUUCACAGAUGGAGAAAGAGUGAAUGGAUGAAUGAAUAAUUGGUUUAAUGCCUAGUUAUGCAACUUGAGUGCUUUUUUUUUGGCAGGAUAAUUUAAAGUGUAUAUAUUUUAACUGCACUGGUACAUUGAACAUGUCAGUGUCGAUGCCACUGGACCAACAGAGCAUUUUGUGGCUAUAGGGUGCCUGGUAAUAAUGUCUUGAUUUUUCUUUGGGACUCAACUAUAUCGAAGGUUUUUCCCCCAGCAGUAUGGGGGUGUACAGGUGAUCGAUCAUUAAUGUCAUCACAAUUGUUAUUUUUUAAAAUAAAUUUAUAAAAAUAACCAAAAAGUAAUGUGACUUUUGGGGAAUCUGCAACUCCUGGGUUCUAGGUUGUGUUUCCAAUGUUGAAAUUGUGACCUCUGCCAACAAGACAUGUCUGCAUGGACGGUGUCUCUGUAAACAGUAUCUAACUUGUAAUGUCUGGGCCUCUUAGCUUUAUCUCCCCUUAAUUUCUUCCCUUUUGGCCCUUCCACCCUGUUGAGGAGAUAUUUUCUGUCAAUUGCAGGCUGAUCAUACAUUUGAUGCUACUACUGAAAGUGUUUAUCAAAAUGUGACGAAAAUUAGCCCUUAUCACAAAAACAGCCUUGAUUAAGUAUUCUAGAAUUACAGGUAGUGAAGAUGUACUUUUUACAUUUUGUUAGAUUUUGUUUUGGCAGAAGACCAAAACAAAAGUACUUUUCUGAUGGUUAAAAAUCCACAGCAUGCUCACCUUGUUACUGUUUUACCUUACGGUCACUGGUAAUCUAAGCAACAAAGACUAGAAGCCUCCGAUAUGCCAUUGUCACACACGAGAGACAAACAGCCCCGGGUAGCAUUCAUGAUGAGAGCAGGAGACCUGCCCUGGCAGAUAAGAGGAGAAACUCACCACAACAAUGAAGGAAAAGGACUGACAGUAUUCGAUAGAUUUAGUCAAACUGUGCUUGAGGUUUGGCUUAGAUUUAUGCCAGUAGAACCCAUCCUUAACAAAUUCAGAGAUGACCCAAGAUUCUACUCUGUGGUAUGGGGGAAAGACCUCUCGAUAUUUAUCUCACAUCAACAGCUUUACCGCAGGAGCGUCUACAUCUCUCCUGUUUCCUGUAGAAAAGACAGCUUUGCUCCUUUGAAAGCGCGGACUGCAGCACCUCCAGCCCCUUCUCCCCGCGGAACUCGGCCCGCGAAAGUUGUGGGAAGGUGGUGGGGCGGGGACUGCAGCCGCUUCCGAUUGGCGUUGCCCCAAGGAAGCCUGCGCGGAUUGGUCGGCGGCAGGACCCCCAACAGAGCCUGCCAUGCGGAUUGGCUGCUACGCUGCUGGACCCUGUUUCCGGUACCUGGGCGGGCAGCUAUGGUGACUCGCAGGCGGGAUGGGAAGCUGCCUGUGUGGCCGGUGGAGGCCCGCUUGGCGGCACUGCUUCCCGACCUACUGGUCUUUCGGAAGCCCAGGGGAUCAGAACCCGAGCUCGCCACGGCCCAGGGAGUCCUCCUAGGCGUCCAUGUGACGGGUGAGGGCGAUGGCCGGCACUUAAGCCUCCUGACCUGCGGGAGAAGCGGCCGUUGGGUCUAGGCCCCUGGAGGCCGCGACGGUUACAGACCUAGCCUCCCGCGAGCUAAGGCACAGUUUAACUUCGUCCCGCGGCUUCCGCAGGAAACUUUGAGGGUCUUCGUUUUAGCGUGGGAAGGCAUCUUUUGGGAUGAACCAGCUCAGCCCUUGAGCUCAGCUCAAAGAUGAUGAAAUUGAAACUCAGAGGAAAGGAUUUUUACAGGACCACGCAGCGGGCUGUGAACCCGUGUCUCCCAACCCCGAGCAAUUUCUAUUAAGCGUUCUGUUUCAGUUAUUUUAUUCUUUCAAUUAAUUCAUUCUUGGCGUCGUUAAGUAUGUGCUUGCCAUUGUUCUGGCCGUAGCUAUGUAGCAGCCACUCCUAGAGUUGUUCAUUUAACAAAUAUUUAUUCUGUGUCAGGGGUAUGAAGAUGGAUAAUACCAGGUGCCUGUCCUCACCGUGUGAGUGAUUCUCUGGCCAGACAUGAGGAGGGAUCCUGUUGUUUCCCAUAGCCAGGCAGCUGCCUAAGAGGGUGGGGGAAAGAGCUGGCUCCAGAUGAAAAGGGCACCAUCUCCAGCUCCUGCAAGCAGAGAGGGUGGUCCUCUGGAUUCCCAGUGGCAGCGGCAACCAACCUGGCCCUUAGUAGUUUCUAAGUUACACCAUGUUAAUGGAUAAAGGAAUUACUCAGCUUGAAGAGAUCUGUUUCCUUUAUACCAGGCUGAUGUGUGGGGAGAAAGGGGCCAAAAAGUUAGGAUUUGGAGUUAACAUGGUAAUUUCUGCUUUGUUGGUCAGGGUUUACAGCAUUAAUGGAUAGGUUCAGCCUGACCUGCAAGUCGGAACGUGACAUGGACAAACUGGCCCACAUCUUCAGUUACUACAUUAGUGACAUCGUGGAGCGUGAGUGAUCAUUGUAGGGUAACAAGGUGUGGUGCUGGGCUCCUGAGGGUUUAUAAAAGAAGGUGGCCGGAAGUACUUUAAAACAGGUACUAAAGGGUCAUUCCUUUAGCAUCAUUCAUCUUUGGUUUCUUCAAGUUGCCACUGAAAAGCUAGACCUUUGCCUGUUAUCUGCCAUUCUACCCAGUCUUACAUUCUAUUGACUCAUUGUUCAAAGGUGGGGCAGGAGGAGCUAAUUUACUUUGCACAUUUGUAUUUUAUUUCAAAAUAAAGUGUUCUAACAAUAA